Lentinula edodes (shiitake mushroom) is the source of this 1104-nucleotide messenger RNA. Its product is annotated as kinase-like domain-containing protein. The record is from RefSeq and is a predicted model, not a curated record. Bases 1 to 1104 code for a protein of 367 amino acids. Gene Ontology annotation, biological process: protein phosphorylation. The transcript is spliced from 2 exons. Lineage: Eukaryota; Fungi; Basidiomycota; Agaricomycetes; Agaricales; Omphalotaceae. Gene Ontology annotation, molecular function: protein kinase activity; ATP binding.
AUGCACGUUAAGCGUGUUACGCUAACGUCCAAAAAGAACUGGUGGAUGGUUGAAAUGGAUGAAGAAAACGAAAGUAAACAGCCUGCCUCCUCCGCAGACACGGUCGUGGAUCCGUUUCACUAUAAUGACUACAUCAAGCAUGAGAUCCAAGGAGAACACACGAGAACGCCUCCUACUCCUACUCCUACCAUGCCUCCGAUGAAUUACAAAAUCCCUCGCCAUCCAAAUGCCAUAUUCUCUUUUCCUACUCCCACUCCGUAUUCUGCGCCAUCCGGUAACCCUACUUUAACCCUUGCGCCAUGCGCGAAUGGAUCUGCUUCUGAACUCUUCAAAUGCAUUGUGAAAAAGCCUGAUGUGGUGCAGAUGGAGAUUAACGACGAAAUGCAGUCAAAUGCGUCUGAUGUAACCGUGCAAUUUUUAGCCGAGCUCAGAGUCUAUACGACUGUCCAAACGCAUCGCAACAUAUGCGCUUUUCUUGGCUCACUCGAGAAUGUAGGCAUGGUACUUGAAUAUAUCGACGGACGCACUCUCUUCGAUGUCAUUUCUGUCAGACCUGAGCUGACCGUCUCGAAAAAAAUUGAUUAUCACAAUCAACUCUUGGACGGCCUUACACAUUUGCAUUCAUAUGGGCUCAGCCAUGGUGAUCUAUCGUUGCUCAACAUUCAGGUUACCAAUUCGUCCGAUACCAUAAAACUUUUAGAUUUUGGCCGCUCUGUAUCUGCAGAUUCAGUAUACGCGAAUCCAGAAGCAGAGCCUAUAGAUCCUUUUACUGCACUUGCAAAACGAACUUCGAUCUUUUCUCCCCUUCCGCCUAGCAAAACUGAACAGAUCCAUCCUGGUACUCGUCCAUUCUGUGCACCAGAAAUCCUUCGUGGAGAGUGUCAAGAUGCACGGCUGGCGGACGCCUACAGUUUCGGUUUGAUUAUCGUCUGCUUGGAUCGAUGCGAAACUGUCGAUAUAAGGCCUUGGGAUCAGCGGAAAGAUCUUUUGCCAAGGGAUCUGUUUGAGGGUUGCUCAGUGUUUGAGGAUCGGGCUCGGGCAUAUCUGCAGAAAUGGAUGACUCGUCGGAGACUGAUGAAGGAAGACAAGAUGGCCCUUCCAUGA